AAGCUGAAAUAUCUACCAAUAAUAUCACAGAUGCAGACAGAAGCUCAGAUAAAAUUCUUACAGUAAACUCGCAGAACAUUGCAUAUACCAAACACACAACUACGCCAGCAAAUAGAGAAUAUACGGGAAAAACCUGCACAAUGCUAUUUUGGAAAGUGUUUUCUAUAAUCUUUGCAUUUCAAGUACCCAAUCUAGCCAAAAGCUCUAUGGUGACACUUAAUAAUGGAGGAUAUGAGAAUAUAGUAAUUGCCAUUAAUCCAGCAAUAAAUGAAGAUCUAAACAUUAUUGAGACCAUUAAGGAUAUGAUAAAUGAAGGUUCCAAUUAUCUGUUUCAUGCAACAAAGCAAAGACUGUUUGUAAGGAGCGUAAAGAUCUUAAUUCCAUCCACCUGGUCAUCAAAAAUGAACUAUACAAAGCCAAAAACAGAAACGUAUGAUAAGGCAGAUAUUAUUAUUGCUAGUCCGUUAAUGAAAUAUAGAGAUGACCCUUAUACUUUACAAUAUGGUGGAUGUGGGGAACCUGGAAAAUACAUUCACUUGACACCUGACUUUCUACUGGAUGACCGACUGACCAAAGUGUAUGGACCUCGAGGUCGAGUAUUUGUUCAUGAAUGGGCUCAUCUGCGAUGGGGAGUGUAUGACGAGUACAAUAAUGAGGCGCCUUUUUACAUUUCUGGAAGUGGUAAAGUAGAAGCAACACGGUGUUCUCUUGACAUUACUGGUACUAACAGAAAGCAGCAAUGUGAUGGAGCUGACUGCAUCCUACAACCUUGCCUACAUGAUUCUAGUACUGGCCUGUAUGAAGAUGGCUGUGUCUUUAUACCUGAGAAGAAUCAAUUUGUAAAAGAGUCCAUUAUGUAUAUGCAGGCACUACCUUCUGUUUCUGAAUUCUGUAAUUCAAGCAAUCACAACACUGAAGCGCCAACCCUGCAAAACAGAAUUUGCAACUCCCGCAGCACAUGGGACGUCAUCAAUAAAUCCCCUGACAUCAUAUCUACUCCUCCAAAGACAGAUUUCAGUAUUCCUGUCCCAACCGUCUCACUUCUGCACUAUCAAGGAAGAGUCGUCACUUUAGUACUGGAUGUGUCAGGAAGCAUGGCAUCUUAUGAUCGAAUAGGUCGUCUAUAUCAAGCAGCAGACCUGUUCCUUAACCAGAUCAUUGAACCAGGGUCCUAUGUUGGUUUGGUCAAAUUCUCAUCUGAUGCAUUUGUUAUAUCAAAUCUCCUACAAAUAAUCAGUGAAGUUGAGCGUUUAAAGUUAGCAUCUCUGCUUCCAAAUUCUGCAUCUGGAGGAACAAACAUAUGUGCAGGAAUCAAGAUGGGCUUACAGGUAAACAAGGGGUUUGAUGGUUCCUCCUAUGGAACUGAGAUAUUGCUACUAACAGAUGGCGAGGACAAUUAUGAUACACGUCUUUGCUUCCCUGAUAUAAAAGAAAGUGGAUCAAUCAUUCAUGUUAUUGCCUUGGGACCAAAUGCAGCAAGCGCAUUAGAGGAAAUUGCAAAUAUGACGGGAGGAUUACAAUUUUCAGCAACAGAUAACUUAAGCACCAAUGGACUAAUUGAUAGCUUCAAUGGAAUUUCUGCCGGCAAUGGAAAUAUUUCUCAACAGGCAAUCCAGUUGGAAAGCACUGCUUUAAAUCUUUCACCAAAAGAAUGUUUGAAUGGUACAGUCUUUAUUGACAAUUCAGUGGGAAACAAAACAUUCUUCCUAGUCACAUGGCAAAGUUCAGUCCCGACUAUCAAACUGAAAGACCCAACGGGAAAGCAAUAUACUGCCGCCCACUUUAUCAGUGACACAAUCUCUAAGUCUUCCAGACUAGAAAUUCCAGGAACCGCAGAGAAAGGGCCUUGGGAGUACAGCCUGUGCAACAGUUUUACAGCAAAGGAAGUCAUAGGCAUAACAGUGAAUUCAAAAGCCGUUGAUGAAAAUGUAGCUCCUGUUACGGUCAGUGCACAGAUGAACAAAGACAUAAAUAUGUUCCCUAAUCCUAUGGUUGUGUAUGCAACAGUAAGCCAAGGGUAUCUGCCUAUCAAAGGGGCAAAAGUCACAGCUAUUGUUGAACCACAGAUUGGAAGCCCAGUUACAAAAGAACUGUUGGACAAUGGAGCAGGUGCUGAUAUUAUAAAAAAUGACGGAAUCUACUCGAGGUACUUCACCGAGUUCAAAGGAAAUGGAAGAUAUAGUUUAAAAGUGCGUGUAGAAGGAAGAGAAAAUAAAAGUGAUCUUGCCCUUUCUAAAAGUCGUGCUUACUAUAUACCUGGCUAUGUAGAAAAUGGAGAAAUCAGCAUGAACCCCUCUAGGCCUCAAGUGAAUGAUGAUAAUUCUCAACUGUACCUCGGACCAUUCAGCAGGACAGCUUCAGGGGGUUCUUUUAUUGUUUCAAAUGUUCCCUCAGGUCCCCUACCAGAUAUCUAUAAACCAGAGAGAAUAACAGACUUGAAAGCAAGAAUACAGAAUCAAAUGAUUGCUCUGACGUGGACCGCAACUGGUGAUGACCUGGACCAGGGCAAUGCAUCAAGGUAUGACUUAAGGAUGAGCACCAGCCCUAAGGAUCUCAGAGACAAUUUUGAAAAUUGUACUUCAGUGAAUAUAUCUGAUAUAACGCCACAGCCAUCUGGAUCCAGCGAAACAUUUACAUUUGUUCCAGAAAAUGUUGUUAUAGCUAAUGGCACCAUCCUAUAUUUUGCUCUGAUUGCUUUUGAUGAGGUAUCACAGAAAUCAGAUCUAUCUAAUAUAGCACAGGCAGCUCUGCUUAUUCCUGCAACUCCUGAACCCACAACUAAACCACCUACUACACCAUAUUAUACAACUGACCCACUUACAACACAAUAUGAUACAACAACCCCACCUCCUUCAUCAUAUAAUACAACUACCCCACCUCCUACAUCAUAUAAUACAACUACCCCACCUCCUACAUCAUAUAAUACAACUACCCCACCUCCUACAUCAUAUAAUACAACUACCCCACCUCCUACAUCAUAUAAUACAACUACCCCACCUCCUUCAUCAUAUAAUACAACUACCCAACCUCCUACAUCAUAUAAUACAACUACCCCACCUCCUACAAUAUAUAAUACAACUACCCCACCUCCUACAUCAUGUAAUACAACUACCCCACCUCCUACAUCAUAUAAUACAACUACCCCACCUCCUACAUCAUAUAAUACAUCUACCCCACCUCAUUCAUCAUAUAAUACAACUACCCCACCUCCUACAUCAUAUAAUACAUCUACCCCACCUCAUACAUCAUAUAAUACAACUACCCCACCUCCUACAUCAUAUAAUACAUCUACCCCACCUCAUACAUCAUAUGACACAACUACCCUACCUACUACACUAUAUGACACAACUAGCCUAACUCCUACAUCAUAUGACCCAGCUACCCUACCUACUACAACAAAUCAAACAACUACACUUCCCAUUAAAAUUACCUCUCCUAAACCAACUCUAACUACAAAUACUAGUUCAGAAAGAAUAUGCACAACUAGUGUACUUCUAUUAAUACGCAUAAUGCUUAAUUUCUUAUUUCAGUAAGUAGUUGCUUAGAUUGUAAAUUAUCAAAUGAAAAUAAGGCAGAUUUAAAAAUAAUUUUAAAAUCUCCCCAAAAUAUUUAUAUCUGAAACAUAGAUGAAUAAUUCUGGCUAUACUGUAUUGUAAUAAAAUAUUUUUAAUCUACUUACAAUUAAAAGAUUAUGUUUCCUUUGAAAGUCAA
Messenger RNA from Bombina bombina (fire-bellied toad), 3711 nucleotides. RefSeq names its product calcium-activated chloride channel regulator 1-like. NCBI's taxonomy places the organism in Eukaryota, Metazoa, Chordata, Amphibia, Anura, Bombinatoridae. The coding region runs from base 141 to 3533 and encodes 1130 amino acids. Gene Ontology annotation, molecular function: intracellularly calcium-gated chloride channel activity. The transcript has 14 exons. The record is from RefSeq and is a predicted model, not a curated record. Gene Ontology annotation, biological process: chloride transport.